Messenger RNA from Magnolia sinica, 2712 nucleotides. RefSeq names its product 5-methyltetrahydropteroyltriglutamate--homocysteine methyltransferase 2-like. Gene Ontology annotation, molecular function: 5-methyltetrahydropteroyltriglutamate-homocysteine S-methyltransferase activity; zinc ion binding. NCBI's taxonomy places the organism in Eukaryota, Viridiplantae, Streptophyta, Magnoliopsida, Magnoliales, Magnoliaceae. Bases 173 to 2626 code for a protein of 817 amino acids. The record is from RefSeq and is a predicted model, not a curated record. The transcript is spliced from 14 exons.
GCCUGCGUGUCAAGCUUCACGAUCUACUGGAGCAUCGAUCGCAGCUCCCGAACUUGGGCGGUCCGGUAAUUCUCCGAACUUUAGUGGCAAUUUUCGAUUUCAGCAGUAGCUAUUUUCAAACAGCAUACACCCUUCUGAAAGCGCUCGAAGCAGGCAGCAGCAGGAGCGACGCAUGUUGCGUAUAAAACCCUCGCUUCUCUCUUCUUCUUCAGCUCGGCUCCAUCGCUCUCUGCAUGUCUCUUCCGAUUCAUCUCACUUUCUCCCUUUCAGGAAGCUUGGUUGUAGAUUUUUCCGAAUGGGUCACAUAAAAGCCAUGGCUUCACAUGUUGUUGGAUAUCCUCGUAUGGGGCCAAAGAGAGAGCUUAAAUUUGCUCUCGAAUCAUUUUGGGAUGGAAAGAGUACUGCUGAAGAGCUGCAGAAGGUUGCCAAGGAUCUGAGGAUCUCAAUCUGGAAACAAAUGGCUGAUGCAGGAACCAAAUUCAUUCCUAGCAACACCUUUUCAUACUAUGAUCAGGUCUUAGAUACUACGGCCAUGCUUGGGGCGGUUCCGCCAAGAUAUGGAUGGGCUGGAGGAGAGAUUGGCUUUGAUGUCUACUUCUCCAUGGCCAGAGGGAAUGCAACUCUUCCUGCUAUGGAAAUGACCAAAUGGUUUGAUACCAACUACCAUUACAUAGUGCCUGAACUGGGACCUGACCUUAAAUUCUCCUAUGCUUCUCACAAGGUGGUGUCCGAAUACAAGGAAGCUAAGGAGAUUGGAGUUGAGACUGUCCCAGUUCUUGUUGGUCCUGUUUCAUACCUGUUGCUGUCAAAGCCGGCAAAGGGUGUGGAGAAAUCAUUUUCUCCUCUGUCUUUGCUUGGGAAGAUCAUUCCAGUUUACAAAGAGGUUUUGGCUGACUUGAAAGCAGCUGGGGCUACUUGGGUGCAGUUUGAUGAGCCAACGCUUGUGCUGGAUUUGGACUUUCAUCAACUGAAAGCAUUUACAGAUGCUUAUUUACAGAUGGAAGAGUCCUUAUCUGGUCUGAAGGUUAUUGUUGAGACCUACUUUGCUGAUGUGCCGGCCGGAGCAUAUAAGACUAUCACGUCAUUGAAGGGCAUCUCGGCUAUUGGGUUUGAUCUGGUUCGUGGAGAGAAGACCCUUGAAUUGAUCGAGAGUUUGGGUUUUCCUUCCAGCAAGUAUCUGUUUGCUGGAGUUGUUGACGGUCGUAACAUUUGGGCUAAUGAUCUCACAGCAUCUCUUAAGACAUUGAAAGCUCUUGAGAGCAAGGUUGGCAAAGAAAAGCUUGUAGUUUCCACUUCCUGUUCCCUUCUGCACACUGCUGUUGAUCUAGUCAAUGAAAUAAAACUGGAUAGCGAAAUCAAAUCUUGGCUGGCCUUUGCUGCACAGAAAAUACUUGAGGUGAAUGCCUUGGCGAAUGCAUUGAAUGGUCAGAAGGAUGAGGCCUUCUUUUCUGCCAAUGUGGCUGCCCAAGCUUCCAGAAAAUCAUCUCCUCAGGUGAAUGAUGAGGCAGUUAAGAAGGCUGCAUCUGCUUUGAGGGGCUCUGACCAUCGCCGUGCUACACCAGUGACCACUAGACUUGACGCACAGCAGAAAAAGCUGAACCUUCCCAUUCUUCCAACCACGACGAUUGGAUCUUUCCCACAAACUAUGGAUCUCAGGAGAGUCCGCCGUGAAUACAAAGCUAACAAGAUCUCAGAGGAAGAAUAUGUGAAGGCUAUCAAAGAGGAAAUCAAUAAGGUUGUCAAGUUACAAGAAGAACUGGGUAUUGACGUUCUUGUGCAUGGAGAGCCCGAGAGGAAUGACAUGGUGGAAUACUUUGGUGAGCAGUUGAAAGGCUUUGCCUUCACUAUUAAUGGGUGGGUUCAGUCAUAUGGUUCACGCUGUGUAAAACCACCAAUCAUCUAUGGCGAUGUAAGCCGCCCCAACCCCAUGACUGUUUUCUGGUCCACAGCUGCACAGAGCAUGACUGCCCGUCCAAUGAAGGGAAUGCUGACUGGGCCUGUCACGAUUCUCAAUUGGUCAUUUGUGAGGAAUGACCAACCUAGGUUUGAAACUUGUUACCAGAUUGCAUUGGCUAUAAAAGACGAGGUUGAAGAUCUGGAAUCAGCUGGGAUUCAGGUGAUCCAGAUUGAUGAAGCUGCACUGCGUGAAGGCCUGCCAUUGCGCAACUCAGAUCAGGCCUUCUACCUGGACUGGGCUGUCCAUUCAUUCAGGAUAACAAACUGUGGCGUCAAGGACACCACUCAGAUCCAUACUCACAUGUGCUAUUCCAACUUUAACGACAUCAUCCAUUCCAUCAUUGGCAUGGAUUCUGAUGUCAUCACGAUUGAGAACUCAAGGUCAGAUGAGAAACUCCUUUCAGUUUUCCGGGAAGGCGUGAAGUAUCAUGCAGGCAUUGGACCCGGGGUCUACGACAUCCACUCACCCCGUAUCCCGAUGACGGAAGAAAUUGCUGAUCGGAUAAAAAAGAUGCUGGCUGUCCUUGACAUGAAUGUUCUCUGGGUGAACCCUGACUGCGGUCUGAAGACCAGGAAGUACACCGAAGUUAAACCGGCCUUGACCAACAUGGUGGCUGCAGCAAAGCUGCUCCGAUCUCAGUUGGCUGAGUGCCAAGUGAGACAGUUGUGAAUAGAGAAUGAAAAUCAUUAGGAAAAUAGAUUUUUUGAUCACUGUACGAUACAUUUUCGUUUGCAUAGAGAAUUGUUUUUGGCUCA